Messenger RNA from Letharia lupina, 1005 nucleotides. RefSeq lists its product as uncharacterized. Bases 1 to 1005 code for a protein of 334 amino acids. The transcript is spliced from 4 exons. NCBI's taxonomy places the organism in Eukaryota, Fungi, Ascomycota, Lecanoromycetes, Lecanorales, Parmeliaceae. The record is from RefSeq and is a predicted model, not a curated record.
AUGACAGCACGAGCUGGGAUACGACUUAGUAUCUGUAGUGUGAUAUGGGGAAGGAUACGCACUCAUAGCCCGCUCGGCUUUGUUGCAAGCAACAACAGUCCCAAACAUCGUUCAUUUCGUCCACAUUAUCAAACCCAAAGAGAAGCCGGCCUUCCUACCUUCGGAUUCGAAUUCCGCCACUUCAUUGCCAUAUACUCUGCAUGGCACUUCCUCAAACCAGAGACCAUCUACAUCCACACCAAUGUGGUGGACGACAUUGUCAAAAAGGAGAUCGCGACCGCCAUCAACCCGUACAUGCAAGCCAUCGGCAAGAUAUCCAACCUUGAAUCCGUCCAUUCAACACCUCCUACGAACACCACGACAGGCAAAACAGUCGUAGCACUACCCAACAUGUCCGAUUUUGUCCGCACUGAUGCGCUCGUAAAAUACGGGGGUAUCUUCCUUAACGAGGACUCCUACGUCCUCCGAGACCUGAAACCACUUCGCGGCACCGGUUUCGAAAAUUUCAUAGGAAGACAGAUGAAUGGCCAGAUUUGUCCCGCAGUCCUCCUAUCCACGCGCGACAACAAUUUCAUGAAAGCCUACCACGCCCUACAAGACGUCAUCUUCGACGGACAAUGCAACGACGUCGGCAAGCCUGCUGUCAACAACCACCCUAUCGACAACCUUACAGACUUCAUCGAGAACUUCCAGCUCAUUCCGCCAAACACCUGGCAGAGAGAUUGGCGCUUAUCGAACACGCUGCACGGAUGGACUUCUUCGCUGCUUGGUGGUACACAGACGUUGCUAUCUACGGAUGAGAGCAAGAAGAUCUUUGGCGCUUUUGAUGGCAUUAAUUUCGAGUAUGUGCAAGCGCAGAACAGUAACUUUGCGCGGGCUGUGUACCCGGCUGUGAAGCAUGCGCUGGAUAAUGGGUUUCUGGAUGGGGUCAAGGGUCACGUCAUUGAUCAAGAAGCACCGCAGCGGGGGCAGCAGAAGGAGCUGGGCGGAGCAGCGGCUGAUUGA